Tarenaya hassleriana is the source of this 810-nucleotide messenger RNA. Its product is annotated as outer envelope pore protein 16-3, chloroplastic/mitochondrial. The transcript has 3 exons. Gene Ontology annotation, cellular component: TIM22 mitochondrial import inner membrane insertion complex. Lineage: Eukaryota; Viridiplantae; Streptophyta; Magnoliopsida; Brassicales; Cleomaceae. Gene Ontology annotation, biological process: protein insertion into mitochondrial inner membrane. Gene Ontology annotation, molecular function: transmembrane protein transporter activity. The coding region runs from base 120 to 599 and encodes 159 amino acids. The record is from RefSeq and is a predicted model, not a curated record.
GCCUUUUGCUCAGACGCUGGUGUAGUAGUUGCCGACGAAAAUCGACAAAGUUUCUCAUUGAGCUCGUCGUCUCUCCCUCCAUCUCUUCCGCUGUUUCGAGUUCCAAGCUAGAAGACAUCAUGGAUCCCGCAGAAAUGAGAUACUUGGAAGAGGAGGAUAGCCCAAUGGUGAAGACCUUUAAGGGUGCCAUUACGGGUCUGGCCGCUGGGACUCUUUACGGAACUGUGGUGGCAACUUGGAAAGACGUUCCUCGUGUUGAGAGGAACGUAGCUCUUCCAGGGCUCAUCAGGACGCUGAAGAUGAUGGGAAAUCACGGGUUGACAUUUGCUGCAAUCGGGGGCGUUUACAUUGGUGUUGAACAGCUGGUGCAGCACUUUCGGAUGAAGCGGGAUUUUGUCAAUGGUGCUGUCGGUGGUUUCGUGGCUGGCGCUUCAGUUCUUGGCUUUAGAGCGAGGAGCAUCCCGACAGCAAUCUCGGCUGGAGCAGCGCUUGCGGUCACCUCUGCUUUGAUCGAUUCGGGAGGCCAGACCACCAGAGUAGACAACGGCAGAGAAUACUAUCCGUACACCGUCGAGAAAAGAGCUGGAGCCGAUUCUUGAUUUUAACCUCGGAGGAGACAAGAAAGCUCUUCCGGGGAAGAAUUCGGCUUCUGAAGCGGUAGAAGUUCACUCUUGAGAUCUCUUUUCAAUGUUUUUUUUUUUUCUGUUUCAGGAGAUGUGAAAUCAUCAGACUCUUCACUCUUGGUUUCUUCCUGUUGCUGAAGUUCAAUCCUUUGUCGGAUAAUCCUACAAUAAAAAAUCUCUUGACGUA